AUGGUGACGGAGCCCUUUUCAGCCCACGAUAUGUAGCACAACACCAUGAUAUCAACAGUACCGAAUCACUCCUCUUUCGACCUUUCGCAACCUUACCUACCGCCAUGAGUAAUCCACUGGCCGAAUAUUUAACUGCACUCGAGGCACGCGAUGCGCACGAGAAGGCGCAUGAGGACUAUAUCAACGCCUACACAAAGCUCGCCGACCGUACUGCGACCUUCACACACGAUGCCUCCACGCCAGAGCCCAACCCCUCCUCCGGCGCAACAACCAAGACAGUCAUAUCAAAAGGGAAAGGUCCUGCCUCAACAGAUGAUGCCCCUACAUCUGCAGUUGCACAGUUACGCGCCGAGCUGGCAUCUACACAGCGCACCCGCGGCGACUUGGAAGCGCAACUCAGCACACUAUCCGCCCAACUUUCCGCCCUCAAAGCCUCAGACACGCAGCAGAAGCAGCGCAUAGAACAGCUUGAGAAGAUGAGGACAGCACUGGAAAGGCGGGGCAAGGACAAAGCAGAGGAACUCAAGGGUAAAGGCAGGCUUGUUGAAGAGGUGCACGACGAGAUGGUGGCGCUGAAUCUGCAGUUGAACAUGGCGGAGCAGGAAAAGGAGAAGCUGCGAAAGGAAAACGACGAGCUCACUAGGCGGUGGAUGAAGAAGAUGGAGGAAGAGGCUAAGACGAUGAAUGAGCGAUCGGGCUGGGAGGAUCAGUCGCGGAGGAGGAAGUAGGCGACAUGUUAGAUUAUCAAUAAA
Pyrenophora tritici-repentis Pt-1C-BFP is the source of this 752-nucleotide messenger RNA. Its product is annotated as autophagy protein 16. The record is from RefSeq and is a predicted model, not a curated record. NCBI's taxonomy places the organism in Eukaryota, Fungi, Ascomycota, Dothideomycetes, Pleosporales, Pleosporaceae.